Gekko japonicus is the source of this 2955-nucleotide messenger RNA. It is a transcript of the gene RGMA, whose product is annotated as repulsive guidance molecule family member a. The record is from RefSeq and is a predicted model, not a curated record. Gene Ontology annotation, biological process: BMP signaling pathway. Bases 26 to 1195 code for a protein of 389 amino acids. The transcript has 2 exons. Gene Ontology annotation, molecular function: coreceptor activity. Gene Ontology annotation, cellular component: plasma membrane. Lineage: Eukaryota; Metazoa; Chordata; Lepidosauria; Squamata; Gekkonidae.
UUUAGGGACCUCCCCGUGCAAAAUCAUGAAGUGCAACUCUGAGUUCCUGGCCGCCACGUCGGGGCCUCACCACCUGGGCGCCGAGGAGCCCCCCGAAUUCUGCACGGCCCUGCGCACCUACGCCCACUGCACCCACCGGACGGCCCGGACCUGCCGGGGGGACUUGGCUUACCACUCCGCCGUCCACGGCAUCGACGACCUCAUGGCUCAGCACAACUGCUCCAAAGAGGGGCCCACCGCCCAGCCCCGCCCCCGCCCCCCGCCCCGGGGGGACAGCCAGGAGCGCUCCGACAGCCCCGAGAUCUGCCAUUACGAAAAGAGCUUCCACAAGCACUCCCCCUCUCCCAACUACACCCACUGCGGGCUCUUCGGGGACCCCCACCUUCGGACUUUCUCGGACACUUUCCAGACGUGCAAGGUCCAGGGGGCGUGGCCUCUCAUAGACAAUAACUACCUGAACGUACAGGUCACCAACACCCCUGUCUGGCCGGGAUCCACGGCAACCGCCACCAGCAAGCUCACGAUCAUCUUCAAGAGCUUCCAGGAGUGCGUGGACCAAAAGGUCUACCAGGCAGAGAUGGACGAGCUCCCAGCGGCCUUCAUUGACGGCUCCCAAAAUGGCGGCGACAAGCAUGGGGCCAACAGCCUGAAGAUCAUCGAGAAGGUGUCAGGUCAGCACAUCGAGAUCCAGGCCAAGUACAUCGGGACCACCAUUGUGGUGAGGCAGGUUGGCCGCUACCUCACCUUUGCCGUGAGGAUGCCCGAGGAGGUGGUCAACGCCGUGGAGGACAGAGACAAUCAGGGCCUCUACCUCUGCCUGCGGGGCUGCCCACUCAACCAGCAGAUAGACUUCGAGGCCGUCCGCUCCGCCGCACAGGCUGCCGAAAGCCCGCCUCGGCAGAAAGGGCAGGCCUUCACUCACGACGCGGCCACGGCCAAAUGCCGGGAGAAGCUGCCGGUGGAGGACGUGUACUUCAAGUCCUGCGUCUUCGACCUCUUGACCACGGGGGACGUCAACUUCACCCUCGCGGCCUACUACGCCUUUGAGGACGUCAAAAUGCUCCAUUCGAACAAAGACAAAUUGCACUUGUACGGACAGUCCAGGAACGCGGCUCUCUCCCAGCGGCCUGUUCCCCUUUUCCUUCUCCUAGCCGUGCUGGGGUAUUUGAGCCACUUCUCGGCCAUUUUCCUAUAGGCCUUCACCUUGGCAGAGGCAACCACACACACACACACACACACACACACAAUGUCACUGUACUGGUACGAGCUGAGCCACCUGAGAGCGAAGGGUUUCUUCACCGCUCUGAGCGAGUCGUGGACCUCCUCGCGGUACAAAGUUUUUCUGGCGUUGUGACGCCUUUCCGCACGACUCGGACUCAUGUUCGCCACCUGCUCCGUUCCCUCCUGUUGCUAAGACUUACGGGAGACCCUUCCCCUCCCUUGCACCCCUUUUUUCUCUGCUUCAGACGGUUGUGGCGAUUGUGACUUUUGGCAUUUAUGUAAGCUGGGUCAUUGUCGGAGAGGCGGAGGUAGCCAACGUUGCCAGAAAGGAGCGGCGGUAUCACAGCUGCACGAGGUGGCGUCGAAAGACCAGUGGGGCAGGUCUUCCCAGCACGGGCUGCUCAAUGCCUCCCCUCCCUGGGUGGUUAGAUUUUUCCUUUCUCGGAUGCAUCCGUGGAUUGUCUCCGGGAAGCAACGUCUGCACCUGGCGAUAUGCCUCACACGUGUUCCUCCCUCCUCACGCAUGCAGAGCAUGCCCUUACACAUUUGUAAUGGCUGCUGGUGUACCCCCCAACACCUGUGUUCUCCCUGGUGCGGCUGCGGGCAGCUGCCUAGGCACAGUUGGGCACGGCAAGUAUGUGGGGAUCUGCCCCUUUCUCCCAUCUUCAGUCCAGAAAGAUUUGGGGCGUGGGAGAUCUGGUUUGCGGGAAUCUAUUUCUUCCUCUAGCAGGGCCUUUGCUCUUUGGGUAAGGAAAGGAUGUGAUUGGGGUUGCUGAUAUUUUCUGUCGCCCUCCUCCACUAGGAGUGGCAGCAGAAGAAAAAUAAAGGGGGGAAACGAACACUGCCAGCCUCAGUGCUGGUUCGUCACAUAUGGGUACAACCCGGAAGUGAUAACGGGUACCUCUAGGGAUCUCCGGAAACUCUAUAGUAAAAUUAUAAAGUUUCCGGCGAUUCCUAGAGCUACCCUUUAUCACUUCCAGCUUGUACCUGGAAGUGAUGUAGCGAUGUCAGUGACAUCACACGCCGCCCCCAUGUCCUUUCCUCCCCCUUGUUGCCUGGCAGCCCUGGGCAUAACGGCAAUAGGGAAGAGGUCCACUUUUCCCAAGGGAGCCCCUUUGCAGCGCGGCAGAUUUUGGCCUUGCCCAAAGGCACGCAGCACUCCUGUCCCUGCCUCCUUUCCUGCCCUCUCCUUCUAACCCCCACCUCUCACACUCAUUCCAGUACUCUCAGGAUACACUAGGCCAGUAUUCCAGUGGUGUAUGCUACUUCUUUUAAUUUUGACCUUGCACAGCAAACAGAGGUGGAGAUUUUCUUCCUGGGGGGCUCUCCAUGGAAACAUGACAAGGGCUCCAAACCCUAUCUCUCCCCCCAGUUUUUUUGUUCGCGCUCUGGAGAACUUCUUUACUCAACGAGUCAUUGCGGAAUUCACUGCCUGCAGGUUUUCAUGAACGAUGGGGUUAAAAUUGGCUGGGCAUGCAUUGAACCUUCAGAAGCCGUGUGAAGGGGGAUGCAAGUCUUCUGAAGUCACCCAUUCCUUUUGACAUGGGGCGUUUCCGCACUCUCUUUUGCCUCCCUUGUGUGUUCCUGUUUCUUCAGGCUUUCUGCAUGUGUUUUGCUCCCUCUAGUGGUCAGUGUGAUAUUACGUCACGUUAUGUCCAGCAUAAAAACCUGCUGUUUAAAUUUGCAGGGAGAUACGCUUCCCUGACUGUUCCCUGGAAGGCCAGAUAAUGAAAC